GAGCAGAGGAGGAGGAGGAGGAGGAGGAGAGCCAGCCCCAGCAGAGCAGAGCAGAGCAGACCGGAGCGCAGCAUCCACAGCAGAGUCAUGGUACCUUAGUGAUGUGGCAGCAAUUUCGACAGCUAGAAAUGCCCCGUGAAAUUCUCGGAGUGAGAGGGAGAGAGCAAAUAUAAACGAGAGAGAGAGAGUGAGAGAGAGAGAGAGGGAGAGAGAGAGAGAGGGGGGAGAGAGAUAAAAAGAGAGAGGGAGGAUUCAGCUGCUGCAGACAUUUCCAGCGGUGCCUGCCCGCCUGUCGACGCUGUCGCUCGGGAGCGCGUAUAGCGCGUCAGAGCCGGUGACUGAGCCACUCCGACAGAAGACAAGAGCGACAGAAAGACCCGAAAUAAAGAGAGACCAAGUCCACUUCUCCACGCGUUCCCCGCUGACACUUGGGUUUGGACCCCGCGCUCCUGCUGAUGUGGAGAAAUUUAUUCCGUGUAAUGGCCUUGACUGAGACAGCGUGUGUCCAAAGAAUUUGUGGGAGAGAGAGCACAUCUCAUCAGCGAAUUAAGAAAAGGGGCUGACACACUGCAGUGAGUCCGGCCCCCGUGAAGCCUGAGAUCCCACAGAUCUCAGUGGAAGGCAGCCAGAAAAACCAUUAAUGUCAAGCCUCAAAGACCUCUGCCACUUUGAUGUGUGAGCACACCUACCAAUAAUGGCCCAUAGGAUACAGAGUGGAAACACAGCUGAGGCAGACAUCUUCAUGAAUCCCACUGAGGUCAACCUGCAGACUCGCUUCCAAAACCUCAUCUGACUUUUGCAAGAUCCUGGUGACAGAGUGUUCAACAUGAGGCUGGUGUGGAAAUCCCUGGACAAGAUGAGGUGUCUGAGGAAACGCUCCACUAUUCCAUUCCUCGGCUUCCUCAUCACGUUCCUCCUCUUCCUGAACCUCUACAUUGAAGAUGGCUAUGUGCUGGAAGAGGAUAAACGGCAGCUCAGGGAAGCGUCGGUCCACCCUCCGAGCUCGGAGCGAUACGUUCACACCUUCAGAGACCUCAGCAAUUUCUCCGGAGCCAUUAAUGUCACGUAUCGUUAUCUUGCUGGGACCCCGCUCAACCGCAAGAAGUAUCUUACCAUUGGACUGUCAUCCGUGAAAAGGAAAAGAGGAAACUACCUCCUGGAGACUAUCAAAUCCAUCUUUGAUCAGUCCAGUUACGAGGAACUGAAAGAGAUCGUGGUUGUGGUCCACCUGGCCGACUUUGACCUGGUGUGGUGUGAGAACCUGGUGCAGGAAAUCACCAGGAAGUUUGCUCACCACAUCAUAGCGGGCCGCCUCCUGGUGAUCCAGGCGCCAGAGGAGUAUUACCCGUCUCUGGACGGAUUAAAAAGGAACUACAAUGACCCCGAGGACCGCGUCCGUUUCCGCUCAAAGCAGAACGUCGACUAUGCUUUCCUCCUCAACUUCUGCACGAACCUCUCCCACUUCUACAUGAUGCUGGAGGACGACGUGCGCUGCUCUAGGAACUUUCUGACAGCACUGAAGAAGGUGAUCACGUCAAGGGAAGGCUCCUACUGGGUGAUGCUGGAGUUUUCCAAGUUGGGCUACAUCGGGAAGCUCUACCACUCCAGAGACCUGUCACGUCUGGCUCAUUUCCUCCUCAUGUUCUACCAGGAAAUGCCCUGCGACUGGCUACUCAUCCACUUCAGAGGGCUGCUGGCCCAGAAGGAUGUGAUCCGCUUCAAGCCCUCACUUUUCCAGCACAUGGGCUACUACUCGUCUUACAAGGGAGCAGAGAACAAACUGAAAGAUGACGACUUUGAGGAAGACUCGAUAGACAUUCCUGACAACCCACCUGCCAGCCUUCACACAAACAUCAAUGUCUUUGAAAACUAUGACGCCGCCAAGGCUUAUAGCACAGUGGAUGAAUAUUUCUGGGGGAAGCCUCCUUCCACGGGGGAUUUCUUUGUCAUAGUCUUUAACAAGUCCACCAAAAUUAGCAAAAUAAAGAUUGCGACGGGUUCUGACGACAGGCAGAAUGACCUUCUUCACCACGGAGCUCUGGAAGUAGGGGAGAAACUAGUCGGGACUAAAAAAGGGAAACAGUGCUCUUCCUAUAUCACAUUAGGGGAGUUUAAAAAUGGCAACAUUGAGGUUCUUGAUGUAGACCACAAGAUUGCCUUUGAGAUUGAGUGUGUACGCAUCGUGGUGACAGCCAGUCAGAAAGAAUGGCUUAUAAUAAGGAGUAUAAGUUUAUGGACUACACAACCUCCCAGUCAGUGAGGACUAUACACAGACUUUUAGUAUGCUGUAGAGGCAAAGAAUUAUUAUUAUUAUUAUUAUUAUUAUUAUUAUUUAAACUGAUAGAUCCAAUUUGUUUUCAAGUGUGCUUGUAUGAGAUACUGAAACACAGUCAGCACUGCCUGCAGGCCCCUGUUGGCCUGCUGUGGCUAAAAUCUGUUUUCCCUUGUGUCCCCACUGGCCGCCAUGUUUUCAGUGAAAUCAUACAACCCUGUCUUAUUCUGAUUCUGGGCAGUGGGUCCAUCUUGGGUUGGGGGGGGCACACAAAUAUCCGGCACUGUGUGUCAGUGUCUCACACGACAACCUGAACCACGUAUGUAUUUCUAGGUUUAUUUAUUGGUUUUUGUAUGUGUUAAUUGAUGCUCAUUUUGUUUGCUAAAUCAAUCAAUAGUUUUUUAUACCUGCAAGUUGUAUAAUCUUAGUGGAGCAUCUUCACAGUUGAUCCAGGACUGUUCGACUAACCUCAGAGUAUAAAUGAGCGUACGUUUUUAAGCUUUUCCAUAAGGCUUUAUUAGAUAAUUCAGUAUUCUGUUCUAGUGGUUGCCCUGUUAUACUGACAUGUUUCGUUCUUGGUUCCUUAUUUUACCAUGAACAAAUUGUACAAAAAAGACCAAAUCCAACAUGAAGUGAUCCGAACAACAAGUACUGCCAUGUCUGAUAGAAGUCUGAUUCUGAUGUUUUUCUGGUGCCUCAUUGUUGUCCAAGAACAGAUUCAUCGAUAACCAUUAAAACACGCACACACACAAACACACACAUGCUGUAGCUUAUUUCAUGUCAAAAUUAUGUCCACCAUAUUCACUAAAUCCACAUCAAUAGGCUGUUGAAAAUAGGCCCUGAUGUGUGUGUUGAUUUCCUAGUUUCAAUAAGUAGAACACACGACAGUGGUGCAAAGUCCGUAGGGAUUUCUGUUAUGAACCAGACACGGUUAUUAAGUAAAUACGAAUAACUGUGUUAUUCUUUUGUUUUCCUUAAUGAAUUUAGCACCAUUGUGAGACAUCUCCAUUUUUGGGGGUCGUGUGGAUGGCAGGCAUUUGGAGGGUUAUUUAAUGAAAAGAGUGUAGCGUGAAUGUAGUCCUACUUGUUCACUACUCUUUCUCUGUUUUAGUAAACAAGCUUUUUUUUAAUGAAACGAUAUAUUUGUGACCCAUUUUCAAAGAUUUAUGUCUCCACUUGCACUGAAUGGGAGCGCUGCAGUCAGUGUGGGGAGGUCUAAGUCUAACAAAUGUAAAGCAUUAUUCCUAUUGUUUGUUUGUCCCCCCCCCCACACACACACACACACACCCGAUUGUUUCGAGCAUAAUGAAAUUCAAAGUGGGGAUUUAUGAUAAGGUUUUGUUUUUAGAUAUUUAUCCCAGUGCAAAGGUGUUUUGAAUAUCAAAUAAUGUGGUGUUGUUUUUUGUUAUAUGUUUCAGAAUAACUGAAUCUAUUUUAACCACAUAAUCCAGCACCGAUACUUGACGACAUACUGGCUCUCGUUCAUCAAACUGUUGUAGAAACCGGGGCAGAUCUGGGCACAGAAAAGUUCACUUGAGAUUCAUGAAAUGUUCAUUUCUCAUCAAUCACCCCGUGAGAAUGAAUGGACAUUGAUAGAUGUGGCGACCGAAACACAAUCGUCAUUUAAAUGUAACGCCCUGUACUGUAUAUUCACGGUUCAGAUGCGUUGGCUUUGACCAAGAAGAGGAAUUUUUUUGAUCAAAUCUGGGAAUGGGAAGUCUGACAUCACAAGCCGAAAUCUAAACGACUCGUUUUAUUUGUCACUCUGAAAAGAGCGACCACAAAUAGUGAGGGGAAAACAAACUGUAAUGAAAUCAGUGCUGCAAUCAAACACCAGCUUAGGUAUGAAUAUUGAAUAUAUGAAAUACAAAUAAUUGGAAUACACUGUAUAUAUGUAUAAUUAACAUAGACUAAACUUUUACUAGGUGAAGAAGUCAAGUUCAAGUCAAGAAGAAAGUGUGUUGCAUCCCUAAAGGGCAGCACCCUGCUCUCAAACCUUCUGCAUCUGAGCCAAGUAAGAGUUCAAAUGUUUGAUUUUUGUAGUUCACUUUCUAGCUUGUAUUUUAAAAGCCCCUCUGUAAUCCUUCUAAUCUGAAUUAUAUUUUAGAUCAAUCAGAGCCUGGCACUGGUGAUGUUAAGCAUCCAUUCAGUCAGUUCAGACUCCAGCCCAUAAUAUACCAUUAUACCUGUAAAUUAUUCAGUAUGGGAUUGUGUUUACUCUUGCUUUUAAAAACAUUUUCAACCACUUAUUAUUUAAUGAUCAGUGAAAGCAGUUAUUAAGUGUAGCUUUUUUCUAUCUUUUGUCUUUUUUUAACCAACAUUUUAGAAACCAUCCAAUUAAAGUUA
Messenger RNA from Solea solea (common sole), 4618 nucleotides. RefSeq names its product mgat4 family member C (gene mgat4c). The coding region runs from base 827 to 2260 and encodes 477 amino acids. Gene Ontology annotation, biological process: protein N-linked glycosylation. Gene Ontology annotation, molecular function: acetylglucosaminyltransferase activity. NCBI's taxonomy places the organism in Eukaryota, Metazoa, Chordata, Actinopteri, Pleuronectiformes, Soleidae. The record is from RefSeq and is a predicted model, not a curated record. The transcript has 8 exons.